Molecule: messenger RNA, 2043 nt
Organism: Arachis stenosperma
Lineage: Eukaryota; Viridiplantae; Streptophyta; Magnoliopsida; Fabales; Fabaceae
Exons: 1
Coding region: 1-2043 (680 amino acids)
Source: RefSeq, a predicted model, not a curated record
AUGGCAAGUGAGGAGGAGAGUGUUCUUGCCUUAGUGCGUUGCUCUGGGAAAAUUAAAAAAAGCAAAAGCCAUGGUGUGAAGUUCACAGACAAAGAACCAUUGAGUGUGUUCAUCAGUUCGUCAAGCACUUUGUCAGAUCUAAAGAAUAGCAUCUUGCAGAAGCUUGGCGUCUUUGGUACGAAGUGGGUGAAGAAGCUAUUCUACAAGAUUCCCAUCGCAGUUGUCUCGACGGGUGUUCAGUAUGAUACCUUUGUGCUAGUGGCUGAUGAAGAUAUUAGGGUUCUGUUCCAUUGUGUUAGGAGUUUUCCAGAGAUCCGAAUUCACGAGUUGUUUGCGAAGUUGGAGGUUGGUGUCGAUAGUUCUGGGGCAUCAGCUCCAUUUCAUAGCUCGACUGCCGCGGGAGGUGCGUCUAUUUCGAUGCCUGCGGUCAGACCGUAUCUUCCGCCGGUGGGUUCCCCUACGUUCGCGGCUGAUUUAGAGCGAACGGUGGUUGUUGGUUCUGUACAGUUGGAGAAUGAAGGAAUAUUUGAGCAGGCUGAUGUCGUUGGCACCGGUGGUGGCCAGUUACCUUAUAUGGAAGGUUUUGGUGAACCUGAUAGAGUAGAGAAUGCAAUGUGUGACGAUGACUCUGACCAGGAGCCUGUCGAUAUCAUCGGGGACAGCGACGACGACACAGGUGCCAAUCCACAUGCGCAGCAUGGGCCUUCAAGUUCUGCUUCUCAACAGUACCCUCCACACUUCUCCACACUAAACUUGGAGGUUCUUGGUCAACAGGAGGACGGUGGUAACACGGUCGGGGGCUCUUCUACAGAAUUUCAGAUUGGGCAAUCUUUCCAGAAUAAAGAUGAGGCUGUGCUGAGUGUGAAGGACUAUAGCAUCCGACGAGGUGUUGAGUACAGAGUCAUCGAAUCAGAUCAUCUGAAGUAUCAUGGAAAAUGCAAGCAAUUCAGCAAGGGUUGUACUUGGUUGAUUCGCGUUGCGCUGCGUGCACGAAAUGGCACUUGGGAGGUUAGGAGGUACAACGGGCCACACACAUGCUUGGCAACCUCUAUUUCCAGUGAUCACCGUCAGCUGGAUAACCACGUUAUCUGUGCGAGGAUUCUUCCGUUGGUUAGGGCAGAUGCUGCAUUUACGGUAAAGGUACUGCAACAAGCUACAGAAGCCGAUUAUGGUUUCAGGCCUAGUUACAGGAAGGUUUGGAUGUCGAAGCAGAAGGCAGUGGCACAAAUAUAUGGAGAUUGGGAAGAGUCGUACGCGGAGUUGCCACGUUGGAUGCUAGGAGUACAGUCAACAAUGGCCGGAACAAUAACCGUGUUGAAGACCUCUCCUGUUCGGCUUCGUGGUGAGGUUGAUGAGUCGACGGUGUACUUUCACCGAUUAUUCUGGACAUUCCCACCCUGUAUCGAGGCAUUCCGUCAUUGCAAGCCCCUUGUCAGUAUUGACGGUACCCACUUGUAUGGCAAGUAUGGAGGGACACUGCUGUUGGCGAUUGCGCAGGAUGGGAACUCCAACAUCCUCCCCAUUGCAUUCGCCCUUGUGGAAGGAGAAAAUGCAGAGUCGUGGUCAUUCUUCUUGUCCAACCUACGAGAGCAUGUGACUCCUCAGAAGGGUAUCCUUGUGAUCUCUGACAGGCAUAACGGGAUCAAGGCAGCGCUUGAGGCACCUGAGACUGGGUGGCUGCCGCCUCGUACAUUCCGAGCGUACUGUAUUCGGCAUGUGGCAGCGAAUUUUGCCCUAACUUUCAAAGGUAAAGAUUCAAGGAGGAUGUUAGUGAAUGCUGCCUACGCAAAGACUGAAGCAGAGUUUUAUUACUGGUUUGACAUCAUGCGCACUGAGAAUCCAGCAAUGUGUGAAUGGGCCAAUCGAAUGGAGUACGACAAAUGGACCCAACAUGAGGAUAGUGGUAGACGGUUCGGGCACAUGACAACCAACAUCAGUGAAUGUGUGAACUCGGUGCUAAAGAGAACUCGAAACCUCCCGGUCACAUCGUUGGUUCAGUCAACUUACGGGAGGCUUGCUCAGCUUUUUGUGGUACGGGGAUGA